Caretta caretta (loggerhead turtle) is the source of this 623-nucleotide messenger RNA. NCBI's taxonomy places the organism in Eukaryota, Metazoa, Chordata, Testudines, Cheloniidae. The record is from RefSeq and is a predicted model, not a curated record.
UCCCAAUGCGGACAAGCCCCGGAGCAGGCAGCGGGGCGGGGAGGAAGCGCGUGGGCGCAGAGGCGCGCCCGCAGCAGGCCGCUGUGAGCGUCGAGCUGUCGGGGGUUGCGGCUCCACGUCAGCCCGAGCCACCGGCUGAGAGCGCUUGUCACCGCUCUCCCCUCCCCCCACCCCGGCCCAUCUGCCCCAUCCCCUCUAGGGAAGGGCCGGAGCUGACCUGCCGGGGGGUUUCCGCUCGGCUCCGGUCACUGGCGGGCGGCGGCGAAGAGGAAGCAGCAGCGGCCGCCGCAGUCUCUACUCGGGCUCCUCCGGGCUCCCAUCACCUCCGCCCGGGGCCCGGCCUGACGACGCCGUUACCAGGACCUCCCGCCCCCUCGAGGAAGUCAACAAACCCCUCACGUGACCCCAAUGUCGCUCUCCCGAAGGGCACCGGCGGGUCCCGGAAGACGACAGGGCGGGACUACACCUCCCGGCAUGCAGUGCGCGAGCGGGACGUGAGGGAAGCUGCUGCUUGUCCAAUGAGCAUUUUACAGAUCACACAGUGGAACACGGUAUACUAAUAGAGACUGACACAACAAAUGAACUGAAAAAGAGCGUCCAUACUAUGCAACAAAACAAGCUGC